AUUAUUCUUAUACCGGUCACUCGCAAAUCGGUAAAGCAAUCACGCGUCUAUUCGGCGAAAUACUUGAAUUUUUCCUGAAAGUAGGAGGUAUAAUGACAUGAUUUAUUAUGCACAAUUAUAGGCAGGCUAACCUAGUUCAAAUUUGCUUAAAAAUAUAAUCAUUUAUAGUGAGCUUUAGGCUAUAGUCUUUUUCAAUAUCAGGAAUAUUCCAGAAUUUUCGAAAUGGAUCAUAAACAGCUACAGCAACUAAAACAGUUUAUUCAACUAUGCCAAACUGAUCCAGAUGUACUGUACCAACCGGAAUUACAGUUCUUUAUGUCGUAUUUAGAGAGCCUAGGUGCUAAGAUUCCACCAAAAUCACAGACCGCAACCAAUAAGGAAAAGACUACUGAAUCAAAGGCUGAGCCUACUCCUGUACCUGAACCUGAAGACGAGAGUGAAGAGAGUGAACUUGAAUUAGACACUGAAGGUGUUAUACCGGGAGAUGACAUUGUUGAUCAGGAAAUGGGUGAUGCUUCGGUUGAAGUUACGGAAGAGAUGAUGGAUCAAAGCUCAGACUUGAGAUCACAGGCUUUGUCUGCUGUUUCAGACGGUAACUGUGAUCUGGCUAUUGAAUUAUUUUCCAAAGCUAUUAAGUUAAAUCCUAAUUCGGCUAUCCUCUUUGCGAAGAGAGCAAGUGUAUACAUUAAACUCCAAAAACCGAAUGCAGCCAUUCAAGACUGUAAUAAAGCUGUUAGCAUCAAUCCUGACUCAGCUCAGGGCUUCAAAUGGCGAGGAAGAGCCCAUGCAUUACUUGGAAAGUUUGAUCUUGCUCAAAAGGAUUUAGCAACAGCUGUCAAACUGGACUACGAUGAUCAAGCUAAUGAAUGGCUUAAACAAGUUCAGCCUAACGCAACAAAAAUAGCUGAGCACAAUCGUAAAAGAGAAAGAAAACAAGAAGAAAGACUAUUAAAGGAACGUCGUGAAAGAGUUAAACGUGCUCAAGAAGAAAGAGAAAAGGCAAGGAAAGAACAAGAAGAGAGAGAAAAGGCUGGUAUGGGUGGUAUGCCGGGUAUGGGAGGAAUGCCAGGAAUGGGAGGAAUGGGAGGAGGAAUGCCAGGAAUGGGAGGAGGAAUGCCAGGUAUGGGAGGAAUGGGUGGCAUGGAAGACAUUUUCUCGAAGCUACUCUCAGACCCAGAUAUUGCUUCUGCUUUCAAAGAUCCUGAAGUAUCAGCUGCUUUUACGGAUAUCUCUCAAAACCCCUCCAAUAUCAACAAAUACAAAGAUAAUCCAAAAGUUCAAAAACUUUUGGAAAAAUUAACUGGAAAAAUGGGUGGUGGAAUGCCUGGUGGUAUGCCAGGUGGUAUGCCAGGUGGUAUGCCAGGAGGAUUUCCAGGAGGAUUUCCAGGAGCUGGUGGAGCUGGCCAGAAUACAGGAGUUCCUGACAUGCCCGAUAUCGAUUAA
Dimorphilus gyrociliatus is the source of this 1443-nucleotide messenger RNA. Lineage: Eukaryota; Metazoa; Annelida; Polychaeta; Dinophilidae. The record is from the annotation of a GenBank genome assembly.